AAUUUAUUUAUGAACUGAAUUUGCUGUCAAUCGUAAAAUUUAUUUCACAGUAUUCGGCGCAAAAUUUUAAGUUAUUCCCUCGAAUUGUAAACUUUUUGCUUCCCGAAUGAGAUUGACGACAUAUUCCGUUUAAAUUACAGAUUUUUUAUUAAAAAAAAAAUAGAAGCAAUUCUCAAACCGAUUGUUUGACAUUUUUAAUAAAAAAUGUAUAAUUUUAAUGCAAUGUGUUGCUGUUCACAUAGAUGCUGUCAAUACUGUUGCCACCAUCAAUUGGUAACAGAUGCCAGCAAUGGCUGUAUAUGCCAAAAUUGUCCCAAGCAUAUGAGUCAGGAGUCCAUAAAAGUAAUACAUAACAUUACGGCCCUGCAAGCAUAUAAAAAGGAUGAUGCCAAGUCAAGUGUCACGUCUCGGAUGGGAUAUUCGGGCGUUUGUAAACGAAACGAAUAUCCGUUGAGAUGUCUUACGGUUGCAACGAGUAAUCGCAUAGAUGACCGUAGCUACAAUGGAGAGAUGACUGCAUCGAUCAAUGGCUCUGGGCUAUUGACGCCAGUUGGCUCUGUUGUAGAAUCAAUCAAAUCUAAAGCUUCUACGUCAUCUAAAUCGGCUCCAGGGCCUGCUCAGGUUAGCUCUGGUCACGCGUCAGUGUCUAAUAAAUCAUCUAGGAAGAGCGCAAAGAUGACAGAACCAAGGGAAUCUAUGAAUGGUUCAACAAGAGGCUCGGUGUCUUCCAAGCUAAGGGAAUAUCAAGGAGACAGCAAAACGGAGACCUCGUCUCGGUUAAUAUCGCCAAUGGGAUCAACCACAGCAUCAAUUAAAUUGAAAGCCUCUGAAAUGUCUAGUCCACCGCAGAAGGUGCCUGAGAAUAGCGCUGUUCGCGCUUCAGGAUCUGCUAAGUCACAUGCGUACAGCUCUAAUAUGAUUUUCUCAAGGAGAUCGAUGGAUGGUUCACCUGAAAAAAAAAUCUCUGUGUCAUCCAAAUCUCAAGGGGAAUAUCGAAGAAGUAGCCAAACGGAGGCCGUUUCGAGGGAAGGCGACAAAUUUUUAACGCCAACUGGAUCCAUUUCAGGGUCAACUAAAAGUAAAGCCUCCGCGUCAUCUAAAUUGCGCGGAGAACUGGUUCAGGAUAGCUCUGAUGAAGCCUCAGAAUCUAGAAAGCUCUCUACGGACAACUCAAAGACGUCAUUACCACUGGAAUCGAUAGAUGGUUCACCAAUAUCCCAAGCCUCAGCAUCGCUCAAAUUAAGUCGAAAAUUCAGCAAAACGGAGGAUACUUCGAGAGAUGGCUCUAAAUUGUUAACGCCAAUCGAUGUUGCAACAGAAUCAACUAAAUCAAGAGUCUCUGCUAAGUUCAACUCGCCGCGGGAGGCAAAUCAGGCUCGCUCGGCACGAAGCCUAAGGUCAACUGCAUCAUCUAAGAAUGGGGCUGAUCAAACAAGCCGCAAGCAGCUAGAUGAUUUCAAAAUGGGAUCUCCAUCACCCACCGUGUUAAGUGCCAGGCUUUCAAUGUCUUCUGCGUCAUCUAAGACGGGGGCAAGACUGCAAAUGGCUGAUCAAACAAACCGCCAGCAACAGGAUGAUCUCAGAUUGGGGUCUCCGGUUAGGCCAAGUCCAUCAUCACCCAACGAGUUUAGUCCAAGGCUUUCGAGGCUUACUGCGUCAUCUAAGAAAGGAGCAAAACUUCAAAUGGUAGAUCAAGCAAAGCGAGAUGAUCUCAACAUGCGGUCUCCGGUUAGGCUAAGUCCAUCAUCAAUCAACGAGCUUAGUCCAAGGCUUGAGCAUAGUCGGAAAUCGAAAUUAAUGAAAGCUGCUACAACCGUUAAAAAGAAGAUUGGAGCAAUGGCAAAAGCAUUAACGAUAACCCAAAAAUGUCCUCCAUCCUGUGCCGUGGACUUAAAUUAUCUGAAAAAACUAAUUGCACCGCUAGAACGCAAAGAAAAUAAACAAAAGCCAGCCAAAGUCACACCAAAAAUGGAACCUAUCAAGAAUGAGAAGGUGUUGGAGAAGACCAAACCAAAAAAGAAGUCCAAGAAGCUGGGCAAGCCAAAAAGUCCAACUCCUGAGGCCCAAACCCCAGCUCUUCCUGAACCGAAGCUCGAGCCGAUACCCGAGCCGAAGCUCGAGCAAAGCCACAGCAAUGAAAUUUGGUUUGACCUCAAUGUGCCCAUACGCGUUAAUUUACCCGGAACAAUUUGUUUUGGUAACAUUUGGGACCUAUUAUCAAAUACUUCGAUGAAUACCAUGAACAAAGGCUUUUCCAUAAUGGAUAACAAAACAGAAGCACUGCCCGAUCCCAACAACAAUGCCUUGGUCAAGGAAAGUCACAACCUAGCCGUAGCCAGGACACCUUCAUCACUGGCUGAGCCGCCAUGUAAGUUGUGCAUUACAAUGCGUCCGAUGGGCUGUUGUCCGCCUAUGCUGGCACGUGUGCCCGUUGCGGUGCCGUCUCCUGCAGAGCCCGUGCAGCCACAGAGCCAUCAUUUGAUAACCACACAGAGCCAGGUGGUGCAGCCGCAGUGUCCUGCUGAGUCCACCCAGCCACGGGCUGUGGAAAAGAUUGCCAAAAAAAGAAAAGUGGUCAAACGCAAGAGAGUCCCAUCACAGCCCAAUAUGCGCGAAAUGUGCUCUCAAACACAAACCAUGCCAAAUAAUACAUUUUCACAGUACAGCUGCGGCAAUCCCAUCAGUCAAUAUUCGAUCUGUAGCAAUAACUUGUCUGGAAACAGACCUCCACCGAACUCGGCCUUAACACUGGCAUCCCAGAGAACAGGCUGCAAUAUCGAUGCAUUGACUGCGAGUAGGGAGAAUGAAAUGAACGAUGCCUUUAACAGAAGGCAAUUAUAUCGAAAUCGUUCGCAAUUUAAAGACAAAGCCAGUACCCCAUUACCGCCGUGCAGCAAAGAUACAAUUAGGUAUAGAGCUCCAGCCGAAUCGGAGAUGUCGUUGCAGCGCCAGGUUACCAAACCGACAACAUCUAAGACCCUCUCUUGGAAUACCAAUGCACACAGAUCAGUGGAACGCGAUACCUUCUACUUUGAUGAUGCGCCCAUUAGCGAAAGUUAUUUGGAAAACAGACGAUUCCCCAAUUUCAACAAUAUGUCGCAGUUAUCAUCACAAUUGCUGGAACGUAAACAAAAUACCUGCAACUAUAGGGACUUUCAAGAUCUGGAGGCGGAGAGCAAGGCAAAUGCAUUUAAAAAUAUGAGAAGCAAAUGUGUGGGCAGUGCCAUGGCCCAUGGUUUACCGCCAUUGAGGAACUUCCUACCUUCUGUUCAGGGUUGCAACAACAGCAUGGAAACUAUGGAAACGAACGAGCAGAGUAUGCAGAAUUCGAUGUAUGAUUAUUCAACUUUCGAUGGUACGCAAAUGGAAUCGGGACAGAGCGAAUUCGUGUGUGACUGCAAAUCGUGUCGCAGAGCUUACCAAGAUUCGACCUCAAAUCAGACUAUGGCCGCUUCACUAUAUAGUCAGCCUCCUAAAACCUUUUCGGAUAAGUCCACCUAUGUUCGAUCGUGUAUGCAGAAAGAUGUGGCCCCAAGCUGUGUGCAUCAAAAACGAGGCAAUGCCAAUCGCUCACUAGCCGAGCUUAAAAGUAUGAAUUCCUCAUCAAAAGAUAUCGAGUCGCAAAGCGUAUACAUGGAGACACAUGUGCUUCAAGAUCUGCUGGCUUCCAUUCAAGUGCCAGCUUUAGAUGAUAAACAGAGCCUAGCUGCAAUGCCGCAAAAUGCUUGUAAUAGAAGUCAAUGUGACUCCAAUAUGCGAAUGGAUAGAGUCGAUGCACAAAAAACCACUGCAACCGAUGAUAUCAGCAUUAAAUGUUCUAAGACUGGUAGAGAAAAAUGUGCUCAGCCUUCAACACACGCAAAAUCCAUGAAUUCCAUGCAGCCAGCUGCCUCGGCUAACAAAUUAUCCGAAGAGUCGAGGAAGCCGUUAGUUGAGUUGGCCCACAGUAAUAUAACGAACUGUAGGUCCAGGCCAUCAAUUACGCAAAACAUUUUAGAACUUGUUAUGGAGUCAAACAAAAGUCGUUUCAGUGCUACGAAUGUAUCGAAGACAAUUCCACCCGUUAUUGGCUCGGACAUGAGCACAUACUCCGUUCAAAUAAGGAAGUGUUCGUCGCCCCAAAUACAAAAGCUAGCCAGUGAGAAGAGCUUGAAUAGAUCAAUAAAUAAUGCUCAAGAUUCCAUAUGCGAUCAGGUAGAAGUAAGCCAAUGCACUAAAUCAACUUGCGCAAAAUAUCUGCUCAAGAAGGAAUCAAAUACAGACUCCAGAAAAAGUUCGUAUGCUUGUGGUCCAAUAGGUGACAAGUUGCGUCGAAAGAAUCUAAAAUUAUGUCUCUUGAAGCAGGACGACAAUAAAUUUCUGCCAACCUUGGAGGAAUAUAAGGUGACGGCAUAUACACGCGUUUCCAAGAAAUAUUCCUUUCAAAAGGGCGGCAGAGAUUACGGCGAUUCCGAUUGCAAUGGACAUUUGAAGCUCCAUUCUCUAAAUGAAGCAAAUAUUGCUAAUAUAAUGGAAGAACUGAAGAAAUAUUGUCAUCGUGUGCCCAUUAAGAGCAGGGGCAAGCCCAAAUUGCCAAUUGUCCUGGUGCCUUUUCGGCAGAAGGGCAAUCGCUUUGGAACAAUGAUCACCAUAUGCCAGCCAGAUGAAUGGCGAGAACUCGAAGUCUCCUGGCCAGCUAUUCCGGGCAAGCGAUUGGUCUGCAACAGAUCGGUAUGCAGCUGUUGUCGACAACGCACGGGGAAUUCCAAGCCAGGUGAGGCGUCAGUUGAUGUUCCUAAGCGCUCAAAAAAAAAGAAUUUAGUCGCGGGAACAAAGUUGCAUCGAACAAGAGCCGAACCCAAAGCAUUUUUAAGAGAGUUUUCAAAUCGUUCUCAAUCACCGAAAACGGAAACGCAUAGAGAACCAAAUCGUACAGAAUACAAGAAAUCGACAAGGUCAAAUCGUGUUCCACAUCCUAAAAGAGAAGUGCGAGCCACUCAGGUUGCCGAGACGUCCCACAAGGCAACAGGUACUUCAACCCGUUCAUCGUCUUACAAGAGAGGCUCCUCUCGCACUUAUGAGAGGCAAACUAAUAGACCCCAGAACAAGAACAAUCCUGAAUAUAUCGAAGCUCCUAAAAGAGGCGAUGCCCGCCCAGUGGCAAAACAAACCUGUCGAUCACAGAAUAAUCGCAGUGAACCUGUAGUAAGGUGUAUUUGUUGUAGGUGCAAUUCUAAGACAAGAGAAGUUUUAAAGUGCUAUAGAGCCCCCCUUAGAGGACAUCCUCUCACUGACAGACAAGUUCAUAGAUCACAUAAUAAUCGAUCACAAUCUAAAAAAAAGGUAGCCUCCCAUCCCACCAAAGGCGAUAUCCAGGCAUUCCCAGAAGUAAGAAGUACUUCCAACCGUUCUAAAGCUUCCGAAAGAGAUUAUUCUCGCACAGACGAAGCUCAAGCACAGAAUAAGGAAGUAGAACCUGAUGUUUUGGUAGAUCUGAAAGCUGCCCAACAGACAAGAAGUAAUUCCAAUCGUUCUAAAGCUUCCCAAAGAGGUUCUCGCACAGACGAAGGCCAAGCACAAAAUAGGGAGUUGGAACUUGAAGCUGCGGUAGAGCUUAAGGCUGCCCGACAGACAAGAAGUAAUACCAAUCGUUCUAAAGCUUCCGAAAGAGGUUCUCGCACAGACGAAGGCGAAUUACAAAAUAAUGAAGAGGAACCUAACGUUUCGACAGAGCUGAAAGCUACCCAACAGACAAGAAGUAAUUCCAAUCGUUCUAAAGCUUCCGAAAGAGGUUCUCGCACAGGCGAAGGACAAGCACAAAAUAGGGAGCUGGAACUUGAAGCUGCGGUAGAGCUUAAAGCUGCCCGACAGACAAGAAGUCAUUCGAGUCUUUCUGAAGCUUCUGAAAGAGAUUAUUAUCGCCCAGAUGAAGGCCAAGCACAAAAUAGAGAGGUGGAAGCUGAAGCUUUGGCAGAUCUUAAAGCUGCCCGACACACAAGAAGUUACUCGAAUCGUUUUGAAGCUUCUGAAAGAGAUUAUUAUCGCACAGACGAGGACCAAGCACAAAAUAGAGAGGUGGAACCUGAAGUUUCGGUAGAGCUGAAGUCGGCUCGAAACAUUUAUAACCGUUUUGAAGCUUCUGAUAGUGAUUAUUCUGGCAAAGAUGAGGGCCAUGCACAAACAAGUGACGUGGAGUCUGAAUUCUUAGUAGAAAUGCAGCCUGCCCGAAAGAUAAGCAGUAUUAAUAUUACCAAUCGCUAUGUAACUCCAAUGGUGGGCAAUUCGCGCACUAAUGAAAGCGAAUCGAGUAGAUCACAAAAAUAUCGUCCGGUAGCAAUAAAUUAUAUUCACACCGAAGAUAGUUCCGAAGUGCCGUCAAGGCCAGAAUUUAAACCAAACAUUUCCAGCAAUGUUGCAAGGCAACCGUAUCGAUUACGUUCCGCAGUCGAGUCCCCGGAAAUGGAAAGCUCCAUCAGUUCGAAUGUAUGUUAUUGCACAAGAAAAAAGUGCCCAUCGAAGUGUCUCAUGUAUGCCGAAUACAACAAUAGGCGUGUGUCCGAGGUGGAGCAUAAAGAAGUCAUCGUACUUAUGGACGUGCGCCCAUUGCGCAGCUCCAGCUUAAGCACAACGCGGAACGAAAUCGUGUCGCCUCCACUCAGGCAUAGAGCGGUUGUUUCUGAAAAUAGGGGCCAAAUAUUAUAUGAUUUGAGCCGAGGCUACGACGGGCAACCUUCGGCAAAUUCUACGUCCUUCAAUUAUUCAAAUCGGUCAGCCGAGCAGCAGCAACAGCAGCAAUUCCAAUGGGAUCGACAGCAACUGUAUCUCAACGAAUUGGGACAAUAUCCACCGCAACAGAUUCAGCCACUGCCAAACCAACAGAGCUUUAAUCAAGCCAAUGGCCAUGCAAUAUUGUUGCAGGACUUGCAUCCAACACAACAAUAUGAAGCACUACAGCAGCAGCCGCAGAUGGAGACCCAGAUGCUGCCACAGAUGCUGCCACAGAUGCAGCCACAGAUGGAGACACAUUUGCAGCCACAGUUCCAGUCACAGUUGCAGCCACAGUUGCAGCCACAGCCUCAGCCACAGUUGCAACAUCAGCUCCAGACACAGUUGCAACAUCAGCUGCAGCAACAGUUGCCAUAUCAGGACUACGUGCAGCCAGAUGUUGAGCCCCAAAUGCAGCAUGUCAAUAAUUGGCCAGAGGAAACAGAUAACCAGAUUGAGCCUCAGUAUUUGAAUAAUUUAGACAUAAACACAGCUAUAAACUAUGCAACAAUGCCGCCGCCAGCAACAGCAGGAACUAUGAUGAUGCCACAACAAAACAGCCGGGCACCAUCGCAAUUCCAGCCUGAUAGCAACCGCUAUCAAUAUCAGAGAAACGCCCGUGCUUUGCCCAAUGAUGUCGUCUAUCAGCGAAUUCUGGCCAAGUAUGGCAUACUGCGUAUGCCAGGCGAUUGCAUCAGUUCCAAUGCGCAAGGCUGCGCUUUAAACUGUCCGUGUCCGUGCACCGGACAACAAGAGGGUCAACAGCAGCAGCAGCAGCAGCAGCGCCUGAGGAGAGUUUUGUAAUAAAUCUGCCCAAAUGCCCAAUUUA
Messenger RNA from Drosophila virilis, 7573 nucleotides. RefSeq names its product serine-rich adhesin for platelets. NCBI's taxonomy places the organism in Eukaryota, Metazoa, Arthropoda, Insecta, Diptera, Drosophilidae. The record is from RefSeq and is a predicted model, not a curated record.